Molecule: messenger RNA, 1020 nt
Organism: Plasmodium vivax (malaria parasite P. vivax)
Lineage: Eukaryota; Apicomplexa; Aconoidasida; Haemosporida; Plasmodiidae
Exons: 4
Coding region: 1-1020 (339 amino acids)
Source: RefSeq, a predicted model, not a curated record
AUGGUGCUGCUCUUCCUCAAUCCAUUUCGCGUUACCCUCGCCUACAAAAAGGGACCUCCCGUGGGGAUUACCCAACAUACGAGUAGUCACUUCUGGAGAGACCCUAACAGCAAAUGCAAGGUACUCUCGGUAAGGCAGCCCUCCCAAGUUAGCUGCUUCACCAAGGCAAGGCUACAUAACGAACCGUUACACAAGGAGGUCCAACUGUUCGACGAAACAAAUGAGGAGGAAAAUCCCCCUCCCGUUUUUCUGAACAAGUCAGGUGAAAAUAAUCCCAUUAAAGACACCCUGAGGAAGACCAAAAAAUUUUGCAAUUAUUUGACGAGCAAAUUAGGGAGACUUAAUAAAAAACUGCGGGAAAUAAAAAAACUGGAAACCAUCUUCUAUGCGAACCCAAACAUAUUAACGGAGAGUCAACAAGUGAAGCUGAGCAAAAAAAAACAAAUAAAAAAGGAACUUGUUUUAAUCCAUCGGUACAGGAAAAAGUACCUCGCUUACAAAAAAAACCUGACCAAAAAUGUCGACGACAUGUCCCCCUUUUUUUACGCCAAGCGGAAGACCCGCCAGAAGCGGCAGGUCUGCACCCCCCAGGAGUUCAGGAAGAUACGUACGCACGGAGGGGCGGGCCACAAAAAUGAUGGGCAGAUGCAAUCGGACGAACCCAAGGCAGCCGUCCAGCGAGUGAAAAGCAUAGACUACGACCAGAUCCCCAGGAACGUGACCGACUACUUAGUGUUUAACAAAGUGGGCACGAAGGAGGACGUCAAAAUUCUCUUUGGCCUCAAAGCUGUGAAGAUAAACGGAAACACACUGGACGAUGAGAAUUACCUGAUAAACCCGCGAGAAGACAAAGUGGAAGUGUUCAACGAGGUGGUCCAAAUUCACGAAAGCCACUACGUCGUAAGGAAGCGCUUUUCGAAGAACCAAAAAAAAGUCCUCGAGGAAAAAUCAAAGGAGAAGUUAUCAGAUGUCAGACGGGAGGUUAACGAAUUCGAAAACUUUUUCAACAUAAAGCAGUGA